Molecule: messenger RNA, 2816 nt
Organism: Mercenaria mercenaria
Lineage: Eukaryota; Metazoa; Mollusca; Bivalvia; Venerida; Veneridae
Product: glutathione reductase, mitochondrial-like
Exons: 11
Coding region: 86-1474 (462 amino acids)
Biological process (GO): cellular response to oxidative stress; glutathione metabolic process; cell redox homeostasis
Cellular component (GO): mitochondrion; cytosol
Molecular function (GO): glutathione-disulfide reductase (NADPH) activity; flavin adenine dinucleotide binding; NADP binding
Source: RefSeq, a predicted model, not a curated record
AUCUGUGCGGUCAAAGGUCAGAAAGUAGAACAGAAAUUGUAAACAAUUUACAAACCGGAUUAAAAUCAAUUUUAGCAAGUCACCUAUGCGUAUUUCACAAUUAUUACGAGCCAUGGCGCCCAUUGUGAAAACUUUCGAUUAUUUAGUGAUUGGUGGAGGCUCCGGGGGCCUAGCUAGUGCCAGGAGGGCCGCAGAGUUUGGUGUGAACGCUGCUGUCAUUGAGGAGGCACGAUGGGGAGGAACAUGUGUGAAUGUGGGAUGUGUUCCAAAGAAGAUAAUGUUUAACACAGCAAUGCAUGCAGAAUUUAUACAUAAUCACAAGGAAUAUGGGUUUGAUGUUGAUUUGAAAGGAUUCAGCUGGGGGAAAGUAAAAGAUGCCAGAGAUGCUUAUAUAAAAAGACUGAAUGGAAUCUAUGAAAGCAAUCUAGAAAAGUCAAAGGUUGAGAAGAUAAUUGGGCAUGCAACAUUUACUGAAGAUGGAUGCGUGGAAGUGAAUGGAGAAAAACUGUCAGCCAAACAUAUCCUCAUAGCUACAGGAGGGAGACCUGUUCUUCCUUCUAUACCUGGUGGAGAACAUGCCAUAACAAGUGAUGGUUUCUUUGAUCUUAAAGACCUACCUAAGAAAGUUGUUGUUGUUGGAGCUGGUUACAUUGCUGUAGAAUUAGCAGGUAUUUUCAAUGCUCUAGGGUCGGAUACAUCUAUAUGUAUACGUUAUGAUCAUGUACUACGUACAUUUGACAGUAUGAUUAGUGAAAAAUUGACUGCAGAAUUGGAAAGAUCUGGAAUGAAAGUCUGUCGUAGAACACAGGUUACCAAGGCAACAAAGGAAGCAGACGGAACUUUGACCCUUGACCUUAACACAGGAGAUCAGAUAAAAGGUGUUGAUUGUUUGUUAUGGGCAAUUGGAAGAGUUCCAAAUUCAAACACCAUAGGUCUGGAAAAAGUGGGUAUUGAAACUGACUCCAAGGGAAAUAUUGUUGUGGAUAAAUUUCAAAAUACAUCAGUGGCAAACCAUUAUGCAUUAGGAGAUGUAUGUGGCAGGGCUUUACUGACACCUGUUGCCAUAGCAGCAGGUCGAAAACUAGCACACCGUCUGUUUGAUAACAAAUCAGACUGGAAACUAGACUAUGAUAAUAUACCUACAGUUGUGUUCUCUCAUCCACCUAUAGGAACUGUCGGAUUAACACAAGAGGAGGCAGAAAAGAAGUAUGGAGCUGACAAGAUAAAGAUUUAUGGAUCAACUUUUGUGCCUAUGUACUAUGCUAUGACAGAAAACAAAGUCAGAUGCAGCAUGAAGUUAGUGUGUCUGAAACCAGAAGAAAAGGUGAUUGGGCUACACAUGUUGGGGCAAGGCUGUGAUGAAAUGUUACAAGGAUUUUCUGUCGCUAUCAAAAUGGGAGCAACAAAAGCACAGUUUGACGAAACGGUGGCAAUCCAUCCAACAUCUAGCGAAGAACUUGUUACUAUGAGAUAAUUUUAGAAACACCAUAUCCACUCUCUGGUUGCCAUAGCAACAUCUCUAUCAUUAAAUGUCUCAGUUGGAUAAGCAGUAAAAGUGCUAUUAAUAAAAAGCAAUACAUAUAUACUUGAAAAAAAGGAAGAGUAAAACCCGAUUUAUUUUUAGUUUCAAAAUGAUUGGUAUAAAUAGACAGUCUUCCCUAUUGUGCUAUAUGUAUUUUUUUUUCAACUUUGUUUUUGAGUUCUUGUGAUAAUAAUUGGGCUGUUCCAUGAUAAAACCUGUAUUAGGGACAAAAAUCAAAAUUGAGAUAACAAAAUAUUCAUGAAAAACGUUCUUCAACCUUCAAGUGUGAAAAUUAAUUUUGAAGAAAUUAUCUUCACUAUCACACACACUGCACUAUCACAACACUUACAAAGCUAUAAAUAAAUCACCAAAGGCAUUUAGAAACGUGAGGUUAACAACAUCUUGAAAGCAGUAUGACUUUGUCGUGCAUGGUGUGUAUGUUUCACAUCAUUUGUGUAACAAAGUAUGUGUAUCACUGACUAAACAUCAAGCAUUUGAAUGUUUAAAAACAGUUUGAAAUGAUUUUUCUGAGAAAUAGUUUAACCGUGUAUUUUUGUUACAUCACAGGUCUUUUCUCUAUACACUUACAUAUUCUCAUGGUGCAUGGGUGCUUUAGAAUUUUGUUGCCAUGACAACACUAAUAAUAUUUAUUUGAAAAAUGUGAUAGAAUUUGAUAACUGAAGUACAAUAUACUAGUUUCUAGUUUGUGCAUGACCGUAAGAAAAACAUCAAUUUUCCAAAUAUUUUAAACUAUUUAUUGUGCAAUAAAUAUUUUAAUGUCAUUAAUACAGGUUUUCUCAUGGAAUGGCCGAUAUAUAUUUUACGAUGGCAGCUUUGGUAAUGUGUAUGAGUUUACAAGAUUAAAGAAAACAUAUUCUUAUUUAUGUUUACCAUUGAAUUUAUUAGCAUUUCAAAAUAAUUUAAAAUAUACUCUUCCAUGAUCUCUGUAAAAAUAAAUAUAUUCCAGUCUGGUUGUAGUCAAAUUCGGCAUUUGAUAUGAAUUUGCAAUAUCUUGCUUCAGCAUUAGACAGCUUGAGGUGUUUAUUUACAGUAAUCAAAAUAUUUAUGUUGCUAUGUGCUGUUAUUGCGUGCUUAGUUUCAAUUCUACACAAUUAUUAGCUUAAUAUUCAAGAUAUUUUGUGUGUAUGUAUUAUGUUGAAGUGUUAAAGUAGGUAUAUUGCUUACAAUUUACAUAUGUUUCAUGUGUUUUCUGUUUAGAAUCUACCUCUAUUUACAUAUAUCUAUAUGCAUUACCGUAUGUAAACAGAAGAAAAAGAACAGAACAAAAUAGUCA